Pseudo-nitzschia multistriata is the source of this 2152-nucleotide messenger RNA. Lineage: Eukaryota; Bacillariophyta; Bacillariophyceae; Bacillariales; Bacillariaceae. The record is from the annotation of a GenBank genome assembly.
AGCUAGAUUUCGUUUUAUAAAAAAAUACCGGACCAGACGCACAUCACUGGUCUUCUCAYUACUUUGUCAUCACCAAGGGAAGUCUUAUUCACUCCGAAACCGUAAAAAUGUCAGAUACCGGAGCUUCUCUCACCCCAACUACGCUUGCACCUACCGUGGCAGCAGUUGUCGAUUCGUUUGACGUGUCUUCCACCGCUGCUUGGAUUGUGCUCAUUGGCGUUUGCAUCUUUUUCACACUCCUUGCCAUUGGCUCCAUGGACAAACUAGGCUUCCUCGGUGGCCUCAAGGGUAUGUGUCUUCUCAACAAGAAAGGGCAGGAUGCUCUCACCGUCGAUUACUUUUUGAGUGCACGUGACUCUGCAGGUUACUGGAGCAUCGCCUUGAGUUUCUUCGCCUCUGGAAUGGGCGCUUGGGUGGUCUAUGGUACCACUGAGAUGGGUGCGAACCCCGCUCUUUCGUGGCUGGGUGUCCUUGGAUACAGUGGCGCCUCAGCCUUCCCCGCUAUUGUCAUCUGUUUCUUGGGACCUUCUAUCAAGAAAMUUUCCGGCGAGAACGCCUUUUCGACAAGCGACUUCGGACGGAAGCGCUACGGCCGUCUCAUGCAACUCGCRAUUUCGGCGGUUUCCGUCUUCUACAUGUUCAUUUACAUGGUAGCGGAAUUGACUAGUAUUUCGAAUAUCUUUGCUUUGUUGACCGGCAACACCAACUCAGCCUUCUCUAUUGGUGUCACAUGCGUGAUUGGCAUUUUUACCCUAUUGUAUACGGGAAUUGCCGGAUUGCCCUCCUCAAUCGUCACCGAUCGAUUCCAGGGUCUCAUCAUGGCUAUGUUGGUCAUUAUCCUAACCGUUGCGGUCUGUAGCUUCGAUGAAAACAAAGUCACUCGAGAGGAAUUCAAGCUGGCAUCUUCUUGGACGGUUGAGGGCUUCAUGGCAAUGGUUACUCUGAUCAUCGCAAUUUUGUGUGCCGAACUUUUCAAUCAGGCAAGCUGGCAGCGAGUCUGGGCCGCCGAGAGUGUCCCAGCGAUGAGAAAGGUGAGUAUUUUUCUCUUAGUCUCGUCGUCGGUGUCAUUAUUAUACCAAUAUAAUCCAUCGUCGAAAAACGUUCUCAUUCAUCUCACAUCUCUUUCUCUAAUUCACACAUCGAACUCAUUUACGUCAAUCAUCUACACAGGGUUUCGCCCUUGGAAGCUUCUUUGUGUUUCUGUUGAUGAUGUUCUUUGGCAUUAUGGGAAUGAUUGCCUACGCCAACGAUCCCGCAUCGUACGACAGCUUUGAUAAAUUCGCCUUCCUCUCCUUUUUUGAUUUGCUGCUGCCCCUCGGAAACGGUUGGCAUAUUGUUGUUUUGAUUUUUGUCACCGCGCUGGCAGCUUCUUCGCUCGAUUCGCUCCAAAACGGACUCAACUCCAUCUUCUACCGAGAUGCAUUGCGUGCGGGGUGCAAUGCCCACGCCACCGCCUCUGUUCUGGUGUUGUUGAUGAACAUUCCAGCCAUCUGGUUGGCAUCGAAGGGAAUUUCGGUCAUUGCGUUGUUUUUGGUGGCUGAUUUGGUUUGUGCCACCGCCGUCUUCCCAACCUUCCUGGGAUUGCAGGAAACCGACAAGCUCGGCGGUUUGUUGCCAGCCCCUACCGAAUUAGGUGCCUUCCUUGGAUUCCUUUCCGGAAUCGCUACCGUAUUGGUUAAUGGUGCCAUUAAUGGGCAGAAUCCUUUCCAAUACUUCUGGCUCCGAAAUGGCGGCAUCUGUGCUCUGUGCGGUUCUGAGACAAUGAUUACUUUCAUUGUCACUCCGUUGGUGGCAGGAAUCAUGACAUAUGUCUUCACUCACUUGGAUCUUUGUGUUCGUGGCAAAGAAAAUGCCAGACGUUCGGUCAUCAAUUUUGCCUUUGACAAAGAUGAUUUGGACGACGAUGCUGCCGAAAGCGGCGAUGUCGAUAUCGAAAAGCCUGCCGAGGAGGAUGGCGAAAAGCCGCCAGAGGAGAAGGCGGUCCCCGAGAAGAAGGAAGCCGCGGUCGAGACCGUGGAGAUGGAGGCCUAGUCAGGAUGGCACGCUAGUCUCGCGACCUUGUGUCGAGUUGGCUMUUUCGUUUGUUUCACAACGAUCUUCAUUGUUUGUUUGCGGGAGCGCAGCUGAGAUCCAAUAAUAUGCAACUCUGUCU